Dovyalis caffra is the source of this 930-nucleotide messenger RNA. NCBI's taxonomy places the organism in Eukaryota, Viridiplantae, Streptophyta, Magnoliopsida, Malpighiales, Salicaceae. The record is from the annotation of a GenBank genome assembly.
AUGGCGACCUCUAAAUUCCCAACUCAAAAGUCUCUUGCUGGCAGGACUGGCAGGAUGGAAGCAGGACUGGCAGGAUGGAAGCGAAACUUUUCCGCAGGAAACCACUGUGGUGAUAUUUGUUUUAGUACUGGUUGGGCAAAAAGAGAGGGGGACAGCUUUUUAACCUGGGCUCGUGAUAUUGAAGGUUCUGAGUUUGAAUUCUUCUUAUUGAGUGGUCCGGGCAGUGGAAAGGGUACCCAAUGUCCCAAAAUUGUUGAACAAUUUGGGUCUGCUCAUCUUUGCGUCGGUGAUCUUCUUCAAGCAGAAAUUGAGUCUGAAUCUGAAAACGGAACAAUGAUUCAAAACUUCAAGAAAGAAGGAAAGAUUGUCCCUUCUGAGAUAACAGUGAAGCUUCUACAACUGGCGAUGCAGCAAAGUGAUAACAAGAGAUUUAUCAUUGAUGGGUUCCCACGCAAUGAAGAAAAUCGUACUGCAUUUGAGAACAUUAUUGCCAUGCAGAACAUUGUAGUCUUGUACUUUUACCUGGGUCAUUUUGUGAUGAAAAUUGAACCAGAACGUGUACUAUUUUUCGAUUGUCCUGAAGAGGAGUUGACAAAACGUAUUCUGAACAGGAACCAGGGAAGGGUGGAUGAUAAUAUUGAAACAAUAAGAAAGCGACUUGAAGUCUAUUUCGAAUCAACCGUACCUGUAAUCAACUACUACAACUCAAAGGGGAAGGUUCAGAAGAUUGAUGCUCAAAGAUCAAUUGAUGAGGUAUUUGAGGAUGUGAAGAGUAUUUUCUCCGAGCUCAAACCAGUAGCUAAGGAUGAAGACAUGCUUUUAGUAGUAAUUGGUAGGAAAGAAUCUUCGACAGUCUUCUUGACUAUCGGUUUACAUCUUGGUUUAGAGGUGAUGAGUUACUCUUUCAAUUACUAUGCUAACCAUGGUUAA